Messenger RNA from Cephus cinctus (wheat stem sawfly), 4009 nucleotides. RefSeq names its product engulfment and cell motility protein 1. The transcript has 4 exons. NCBI's taxonomy places the organism in Eukaryota, Metazoa, Arthropoda, Insecta, Hymenoptera, Cephidae. The coding region runs from base 269 to 2479 and encodes 736 amino acids. The record is from RefSeq and is a predicted model, not a curated record.
AUGUGUGUUGGAUGAAUCCAGCGAAACUGCUUUCUCGGUGUAAGUGCACGUUAAUUGAAGCAAGCUAGUGAUAAGGUACUGAAGCGUUAUCGCAGUGCUAUUGUCAGUUUAGUUCUCCUCGCUUCCCCGAGCAACUGAUAUAACCACAAACGGCGCUUCUCGUUACGCCUGCUUAUCAGUAUCUUUUUGAUAACUAGAGUAGUCAGACCUCAGCUAGACCGGAGUACACAGAACGUUACAUACGAAGGUAAGCUGACGGACGCGCGUCAUGACGGAUACGAUAGUAUCCGUCGCCGUGGCGAUUGGCGAGGAGCAGAUCUUGGCGAAAAUCGACAGGAGUCAUCCAUUGGAACAAAUAAUAGAAGAACUAUGCUUGGCUCACGGUCUCUCUACGGAAUCGGAUAAAUACGCUCUUCAGAUCGCCAGACCAUCGCCAAAGGCUGAAGACCCUACCCUGGCAAAUAAAUACGUCACAUCCGAUCUGAUUGAUCAGGUCUUAAACGGGACUGAAUUACGGCUGGUCUUUUCGGCAAAGACAACUGCAAACAUUCUUCUAGAUGCCAUUCGGGACGCUGGUCCUGGUUUACGGAGAAAAGCUGCUAUUACAAAACUAGCUACUGCAUGCGAGGAUCCCGAAUUCGCACGAUGCUUCGUUGAGAUCCGCGGUACCGACUUGAUUAUUGAUAUAUUGCGAACUGCUGGUUCAACUGAAACCACUGCGGUUCUUGCUUGUCUGAGACUCUCGAUGCAGCAUGGCCACUUGAAGAAAAUGAGACUUCUAGGACUGGACAGAGUGGUAGCGGAAAUUGCUGGUCCGGGUGAAAGCAGUGCUCUACGUGAAGCGUUAUCUAUAGGGUGUCUCAUACUUGCUAAUGGCAAUGACGACGAACACCCUCGGUACUUGCGACAAGCAUUGAAUACUUGGGAAACCCUGAACUUGAUUGCAGGAAGAUCACCUGGCGUUCAGGUUGCCAUUUUGGGCAUGGUGAACGGACUGUUACUCUCAGCAGAAUCUGAACGAAGGAAUAAUGAUUUACAAAUUUUAUCAACAGUUAAGGCACGUAGGAUAAUAUUCAGACAUGUGCUUGGAUCAGGUCAGAAGCAGUUGGAGUACGACUUGGCUCAUCAGCUGCAUGUACUGCAGACGUUAGUCCUGAAUUAUAUGCUCGAUGUGAACGAACGAGAUGAAAUAGAAUCCUGCGACCUGGAGGACAUCAAACCAGCUAGGAUAUCCUGGCGUUCAGCCAGCACCGAGACGCUUCUAGCUGAUCUAGGAUCUUUAUCCGCAAGUCAAUCAUCCACCAGAUUAUCCUGGACGAUCAGUCUCGAUGGCUGCGAACCGCAAUAUAUGCCGUCGUCGCCAACGCCUACGGCCAAACCAAUUCCCGCCUUGAGAAAACAUUUUUCCCGCAGCUUCAGUAGCGACGGUGCUCCGGUGAGUCGUUUGGCGCUUGACUGUCUUAAAUAUUUUUCAAAUCGUUAUCGCGAUAGUUAUGUUCUGGCUGUGGGGGAGGCUGAGUUAACCUUAGGGAUAACCCGGAUAGCUCAGGACGUCGUGAAGAUUUUAUGCGAAGUUUUACAUAUUGGUAUUAGACACAGUCAGACCUCGGAUCGAUUCAGUCCCAUCUUCUUCGCUGCGCGGGAUCCCUUCUUCGAGGAACUCUUCUGCCAUGCUGUCUGGACCCUGGGCCGUACUCGACGUGACUUGAAGGCCAGGGAACCUGCAGAUCAUGAUGUGGCCCUUUCCGUUCUACGUCGUCAGCUGGAAGACGCUCUUGCUACUAGAUCCACUACCUUGAACAACUUGGCUGACACCUUGCGUGACAUCAGUGCAGCUAAGAUACAGGAUGCUUGGAUGGUGGAACGAAAUGAUGCUUUUGAGCUGGUACUCCAGGAACAUCCUAGUGUCCUCGAGAUACGGAACAGUGUACGACCGGAAGCGGAGAGGCUGGUAAUUUUGCAAAGACUGAACGCCAUCAAGGUUGGACAUACUUUCCCAAGGAAUUUGGACACUUUGAAGAAAGCGAAAAACUGGUGGUUCGCUCAUUUAUCUGAGGACGAGCGCGCUAUUAUCUACGGCGACUGGAAUGCGGAUGUACAUAAUUAUGCGAGUCUUCAGAAACGAAUCAGCAUAGCUUCCGCUACUGGCCUCGCAACCAGAAAACGAUGUCCGCACUCCAAGGGACGGAAAUUCAUAGAGGAUGCGUUAUUUUUUUCGCUCCUUUACGAAGGAGGUUCACUGGACUUCAUCGCCCCAACCCGGGAGAUCUACCAUAUAUGGACGGACGCCCUACACUAUCUCUUAGGUCGCAACGUUGAGAGCCUUGCCUUCAGGGACGAUGUGGAAACCAUUGUGGACAUGGAAGUGAGACUCAAGUUAUUGGAGCUCGGUGACGUCAGCGUCCCAAUACCACUGGAACCACCUCCGGUACCAGCGGAUCCAGAGAAUUAUGAGUUCGCAAAUGAGACUCCUACGUAAAGCCAACUAAAUAUUCACCGUGUACGACCGAUUUGGGAUUUGGAGCUCAGUGGAUGGCGAUUUUCCCAAGAUUGAAUAUCAGACGUUCGUUUCUUUGAGAGUUACUGAAAGCUGUCGCCCUCCCGCUACUGAAGCUCCUCCAGCUUUCUAUGCUCCAGGAGUUGCUGGCACUGGAACGGGGGUUGUAAAAAUGUGAAGGCGCCAGGUGGCGAAUAACACGUGCAUUUGUAUUCAGAUGUAUGCAGAGCCGAAGAAAGUUCCCCUACGCCCUUCUCUCCUUUAAUAUAAAAGUGUAACUACGGGAAUAUGCUAAAUUGGCUAAUAAUGCUCGUGUUCUUGCGGAGAAAACGCUUUGCCGGGUUUUGCACUGCUUUCCUGUGAAUUUCAAUUCUCCCUCCUGAUAUACAGCCUCUUUCUAUAGGUUCAUCGGUCCCCUUUGCCUUACCCCAUUUCUAGUCCUAUACAUCCUAGCUUUUAUACCUUUGACCCUUAUUACGUCCUCUCACAAAACAGUCUUGCCUUUGCUAUUAUUCAUUUGUUAUGUCUUCUUUUUUCUCUCGCUCUAUCUGCUGCUCCAAAAAUCAAAAUAACAUCUGCCCAUGGUGUGGAAUCAACUCGGACAAUUAAAAUGGAAGUAAUCGAUGAACCAGCCAACUUUCAUCCGAUUCUGCAGGAAUGUCGCCUCCUCUAUUUUCACCAAGUUUUCAUUUUCAUUUGUCGACGCGAUACGCUAGCUGCAUAAACAGUUAGUCCAAUUACCAAACAAUAAAUUCUAAUGAGCCAUCCCCGUCCUGUCGAUUUUAAUUGGGACAACAAUUUAACUCGUGGCAAUUAAAUGUAAUCGGUAAAUUAAUGGACAUUCAAUUUAUUUUACGGUACAGAAAGAUCAAUAAUCCUAUAUACAGAAAUUGCAAUCUACCUUGGAGUCACAUAUGUCCAAUUCCCUGUCGUAUAUUUCCAACAAUGAAAAUCUGGAAUCGACACAGCUCAAAAGUAUUUCUCUUGGUAAAAACUCAUCUAACGAACGACAAGAUUUUUCAUUGUAGAUUACAGUAAUUCUGUUUCGUCCCUCUCUCUCUCUCUCUCUCUCCCUUUCUUCUUAUCCUCUCAAACGUAUUCUACAUGUACAGCCAAUGUAUACCACCACUUCCCAUUUUACAAAUUUCCAUACAAAACGGAGGAUAAUAACGAGCGCAAUUGUUAUUGUCUGAAACGAAAGUAGGGUGUUCCUCCUCUCUCCUUCUUCUACUUUCUUUUCCGUUUCACUCUCUUUCCCUACUUCCUCACUCACUUCUUCAGCAUCCAUCCAGUCUCUUUCCCUACUUCCUUCUCUCCUUACCACCCACGAGCUACCACUUUGAAACCUCCAGCCGUUAUUUAACGCGCUCGUUUAAGAUUAUUACGCAAACCGAGAGUGCACCCUUCAAUUUCAACGAGUUGCAAGACGUUCGUAAUUACAUUUCGUGAAGUAACAUUGCGACGAAGCUGCCAUUUUCCAAAGUAGCGUCAAAGAACUCAUCAAUUUUUUAU